UCACGCUGAGGCUGGAGGAGGCGGAGCUUCUGCUUGAUCCACUACGGCCCUUACAAGAACAUGCUUUUUAUCUCCAAUAUAAUGCUAUGGAAAACAAACCUGGCAGCACGGAGAGCAUGGAGGUCAUUAAUGUUGAGGCUGAAUUCUGCCACCGCUGGUUUGUCUUCUGGCCCUGGUUUUUGGGAUAGGUCUGACGGACUCUCUUGUGUUUCUGCUGAAAAGCCUCCUCACAUGCCUGUCAUGCUUAAAGAAGUGCUUCAUUACUUAGACGUCCAGCCAGCUCAGGUGGUCCUGGACAUGACAUUUGGAGGUGGUGGUCAUACCAAAGCAAUACUGAACACGGCUUCUGAAGUCACUGUCCUGGCCUUAGACCGGGACCCCACAGCUAUUUCUCUGGCCCAGCAGCUAGCCAAAGAGCACUCUGGUCGUGUGAAACCGCUGCUCGGCCGGUUCAGUGAGCUUGAAGCCUUGCUGUCUAACAUGAACAUUAAGUCAGGCAGCAUUGAUGCUGUCCUGUUGGACGCAGGCUGUUCCUCCAUGCAGAUGGAUCAGGCAGAGAGAGGCUUCUCCCUCAGCAAGGAUGGACCCUUGGAUAUGAGAAUGGAUGGAGAGAGGUACCCUGACAUGCCCUGCGCUGCUGACGUUGUGAAUACCUUAGAUCAACAGGCUCUUGCAUCUAUCCUCACUGCAUAUGGGGAAGAAAGACACGCCAGGAAAAUAGCUUCAGCCAUUGUGGAAGCGCGCCGUGUCAACCCCAUCACCCGGACACAGCAGCUGGCCAGCGUGGUUGCAGGAGCUUUUCCUCCAGGCGUUGUCUACGCACGUAAAGACCGUCUUCAACGUCGUGCCCACAUUGCAACUAAGACGUUCCAGGCCCUGCGGAUCUUUGUGAAUGAUGAGUUGAAUGAAUUGCACACGGGGCUCUGCGUGGCCCAGUCAGCGCUGAAACCUGGAGGAAGGCUCUGCGUGAUCACAUUUCAUUCGUUGGAGGACAGACUGGUCAAACGUUUCCUGCAGGGGCAUGACUUGUCUAACUUGGAUCAAUACCACUUUAGCCAAAACAAGCAAGGUAGCAGAAAGAAAAAACUGGUGGAUGAGGACAGUGAAUGUAACAAAAGUUCUUACUGGUUUCCUGUGAAAAGAAAAGUGGUCAAUCCAGAAAAAGACGAUGUGAGAGAGAAUCCUCGUGGACGAUCUGCUAAACUCCGGAUAGCUCUACGGCAGUAACUUUCAAACGAUCAUGGGAAAAAAAUAAUGUAUUUCAUAAUGAAAAUUUCAUUUUUUACUGUGAACACAUUACUGCACACAUAUCUGAGUUUGUUGCCUAGUGAAGCAGUGAAGUGGUUUGUCUUUGAACUGAAAUGUGUAACAGCUUUCGGACCAUUUGGUAACAGAAAAAAAGGUGACAGUAUCUGAGCUUUUGCAUCAAGUGAGAAUUAAUGCCAGGCAACAACAUGCUUCAUCUUUGUAAUCUAGUUUUUUAAGAAAAGGAAUAAAAACCAAAGCCUGAUUCUUGCAAAAUUCCUUCAAAGAUAUUUCACUGUCAGUUCAUUAUGUUUUUGUAUUUAUUUGAUACAAACAUUCUUAUGUUAAGCUUCACUGUAAUUGUACAUUAUUCAGCAGAUUCUUUGCAGAAGAUGUAUGUCUUUUCAUUAGAGUGCAUCACUUUGCACGUCUGCAGUGGCGUUAUUAGUGAACAGCAGCAACAGGGUUUAAGAAAAGACGACCUAAAAAUGUCCCAAGUCCAAAGCUGAUUGGUAUUCUGACAACGGAUCAGUACUUUUCAAUAGUGUUACAGUUUUAAUUUUUUUUUUAUAAACACAAGUUGGCUAUCAUAAAAGAUACAAUAAUCGUAAUAAUUAACAUCACAAACUCCAUUUUUAAAAUUAGUUAAAGUUUUUGUGACCGGUCAGAAUUUGCAAUGUUACUGUUGACACUGAAGUUAAGAAGCAGUAACCUUGUGUCAUUAAAUCAUUUCUCAUUUGACUAUUUUUAAUUGAUAACGCACAAUUUUAUCAAAACAGGAUGAAUGUUCUCUUCACUCUAAAUUUCUAAACAUGGAGGCUUCAACAUUUUAGUUUGUUGGUCUUCACAAAUCUGUCUCUUGCUACCAAUGAAAUCUUUAGUUUCAUGUGUGUGGCCCAGCAAAGAGCUGCGUUGCAAAGCUUUUUUUUUAUUAGUCUGAGAUUCGUUUGUGGAAAUGGAAGUACCUUUUGCAAACCAAGCAGUUUAUUUUGGAAGAAAUUUGGUUGAGAUAAACAACCCAAUGCCAUUUUUGUUUUUAUAGUAGAUGAUUUGGUCAAGUUGACAGAUUUUUCCUCAUCAUCCUGGUUUGAUUUCAUUCAUUAAUUAGUUUUCAUAUUUAAGUAAAAGUUCUUAACCUCUGUUCAAAUGUGUCUUUUGAUAGUAUUCUUUUUCUGAGACUGUUUUUGACUUGAACAUCAUGUUUUAAAGUUGUUUUCUACUUCAAGACAGCAAAGAUGUCUUUGACUUCCAGGCUUUUUGGUGUAGGUGAGCCCAACAGUUUAUUUGUCUGAGCAAUAUGAACAAAAUGGGAGGAUGUUGCCAGUUUCUAUUCUUUCUUUUCUAUUGAAAUUUUUAUUGUUUGUAAUAUCUUUAAAAGGUCCCAAGAAAAGCCAAAAAAAUGAGGUUUUACAAUGUAGGAGCAGACUUUUUCUGUUAUGUCUUUAAACUGUCAUUAUAAUAAUUAUCAAAUAAGGACUUGGUUGUUGUUUUUGUUGCCUAACAGCUCAAAAUAAAAAUGUCAAAAAGCUAUCUCAUUGUCCAGACAACAAUUGUGCUUGUUUACAACACGUUCAAGCUAUGUAUGAUGGCACCUGAAGUUGUUGCUGCCCAGAAGCUUAAUAUGUAAAACCAGCACAGAAUUUUUUUUUUUUCAUUGACGUCUGUAUUUUCCCUGAACCUCCCUUGAUGAGUAGCUCAAGUGCAACCUCUACUGCACCAUAUGAAUCAGUAAUGCCACUAAAUACUGAAUGACGCAAGUGUCAGAAGUGGUGCUGAAUGAGCUGGGUGGUUGUUCUUGAGCAUUCUCUCACCUUCAACUGUAAGCAGAUGAGGCGUUUUGAUCUUUACUAUUUAAGUUUGGCUAAUUGUAAUUGCUUCAUCAAGAUUAUUAACAAUUUUUUUCUUCUUUCUCAGUUUUGUGCUCUCUAAAUAUACCCUUGCAGUUACCUUGGAAACUAAGUGGUGCAAGUAAUACUCAAGUGCAUCUAAAUUUAUAUCCUGUAGUUUAAUCUACUUUGAAAAUAAGCUGUAUUGGGAGUUUUCUACGCCCCUUCCUGGUGGCACCUGUGGAUGUAAAACCCGGGAUAUGUCAGGACAUUUGAUCUUUUUCUUUCUUCACAGAAGUAAAGUGUUUGCUGAGCUUCAAAAAGCUGUGAGAAAGAAGCUUUAUAACAGACACAAUAGCUGCUAACAAACAAGAAUUUAUCCUUCAACAACUUUCAGUAUAUUAUGAAAAGUGGAACUUUCAAAAUCCAGUUUUCCACAGGAGGUAAUGAUUUCAGUGUUGCUGGUGUUGAUCCUUUUUGUUAAGUGCCUCCGUCUACACAGACAUAGAAAUGUUAAUUGGAUUUUCAAUCAAGAUUUAGUAUUUCCCACACUGACAAAAGUAGCAAUAUACCUGUUUUAAUGCCCAUUAUCUCACAGUGUAAAACUCCACAAUGAAGCUAUUAAGUAUUAUUGGGACAAAGAUGAGAAGAGCUGAAGGCUGUUAAAAGCAGCCCGGGCUUCCCGAGCCUCCUCUGCACCACUAUGGGUCACACACCUCCAUGCAACAUCACGUCAAUGCAGCAACUAAUGCAAAAUGAGCCUCAACAGUGUAAUAUGUAAAGAUUAUACAUUACAUGAACGUAUACAUAGAACAUUAAAACCAAUUAAAUUUUUUUUG
Molecule: messenger RNA, 3910 nt
Organism: Xiphophorus maculatus (southern platyfish)
Lineage: Eukaryota; Metazoa; Chordata; Actinopteri; Cyprinodontiformes; Poeciliidae
Gene: mettl15
Product: methyltransferase like 15
Exons: 6
Coding region: 61-1227 (388 amino acids)
Biological process (GO): rRNA base methylation
Molecular function (GO): rRNA (cytosine-N4-)-methyltransferase activity
Source: RefSeq, a predicted model, not a curated record